Fraxinus pennsylvanica is the source of this 1296-nucleotide messenger RNA. The record is from the annotation of a GenBank genome assembly. NCBI's taxonomy places the organism in Eukaryota, Viridiplantae, Streptophyta, Magnoliopsida, Lamiales, Oleaceae.
AUGGGCGAGUGGAUAGUUGGAGCCUUCAUCAACUUCUUCGGUAGCAUUGCCAUCAAUUUUGGAACAAACCUUCUUAAAUUGGGUCAUGACGAGAGAGAGAGACAUUCAAUGCUUACCAGUGAUGGGAAGAAUGGGGAGACUGUUAUGAAGCCCAUAAUUUACUUCCAGGCUUGGAGAAUUGGCAUUCUUUUUUUCAUUAUUGGAAAUUGUCUGAACUUCAUUUCCUUUGGAUAUGCUGCUCAGUCCAUUCUGGCAGCUCUGGGAUCUAUCCAAUUUGUGUCAAACAUCGCCUUUGCCUUCUUCGUAUUAAAUAAAACUGUGACUGUUAAGGUACUUGUGGCCACAGCCUUUAUUGUUCUUGGAAACAUCUUCCUUGUUGCUUUCGGAAACCAUCAAUCACCUGUUUACACCCCAGAGCAAUUGGCAGAGAAGUAUGGAAACGCUACAUUCCUGAUUUAUUGUUUAAUUUUGGUUUUGAUUGUUGGCUUGCAUCACUCAGUAUAUAGGAGAGGAGAAUUUCUGUUCACCAACCCUGGAAAUGACAUUCAGCCUUACUGGCACAUGCUUCUUCCGCUUUCUUAUGCUAUUGUUUCAGGUGCUGUGGGAUCAUGUUCAGUAUUGUUUGCAAAGUCUCUCUCAAACUUGCUAAGAUUGUCCAUUUCAACUGGCUAUCAGUUGCAUAGCUGGUUCACUUACUCCAUGCUUAUAUCAUUUCUUAGUACAGCUGGAUUUUGGAUGGCAAGGUUGAAUGAAGGACUGUCUCUUUUUGAUGUGAUGCUCAUUGUUCCUAUGUUUCAGAUUGCUUGGACAUUUUUCUCUAUUUGUACAGGAUUUGUAUAUUUCCAGGAAUAUCAGGUGUUUGACACAUUGCGAACUACAAUGUUCAUACUGGGAAUGAUUUCAGUAUUUAUAGGCAUUUCUUUGUUGGCACCAGAUGAAUCAAAAGGAUGGGAAAUCAAGGAUACUGCUCCGGUUUCUAUUCCUUCAAGUCUUCAGAAUGACAUGGACAGGCUUGUAACGCCUGCUGACGAUUCGCAAAUUAAAGAUAUGAGAUCACUUGCACAAGUGAUUCGGAUUAAGGCUGCAAACUUGAUGGUCAAGGCAAAGAUUGCUUGUUCAUUGUCACUAGGUUUGGGAGAAGAAUCAAUGCAUGCAUCUUCUGUUUUUGUGAUGCCCAUUGGUUCAUCAAAAAUAACGGGCUUUAGAGGAAGUAAUCUUGAUCGGACAAAGUUAUUCUCCCUAAGAGGCCCAAGUUGGAGUAGGGUUGCAGUAGAAGAGGAUGAUUAUGAAAUCUGA